Anolis carolinensis (green anole) is the source of this 4321-nucleotide messenger RNA. RefSeq names its product methyltransferase like 25 (gene mettl25). The transcript has 12 exons. The record is from RefSeq and is a predicted model, not a curated record. Lineage: Eukaryota; Metazoa; Chordata; Lepidosauria; Squamata; Anolidae. The coding region runs from base 1 to 1893 and encodes 630 amino acids.
AUGUCGGCUGCCGAGGCUUCUUCAUCGGGCCUUUUGGAGGAGGAGCCCUGCCUGCUGCCUCCGGAGCCGUCAGCCGAGAGGGUGGCCGCUCGGAUACGGGCCGUGGCUCGGUUCCUGCGCCGGGCCCUGCCGCUGUGCCUGGCUCACACGGUGGACUUUUACACGCGAGGCCUGUGGGAGAAGAUGGUGGCGCUUCCCCCGGAGACGGUGCUGGAGGCGCUGAGCGGAGACAGGCUUCGGAGGCUCCUGGAAGAGGCGCCGGAGCAGCGCCCUCUGGAGGAGCCCGCCGGUGAGUUUUACAACAUUUUUUGUGAAAAAUCUCAGAGGUUGAUUAAUGUGCAAGCUUUUGCUUUAGCCGCUAAGUGUUACUCUAUGCCAAACCUUGGAGUAUGUAUCCCAUUGGAACAGAUGCUUGAAAUUCUGAACAGGAAACAGCAGCCAGAAUCUGGUACAGAGAUGAAAACAGAUGAAUUCAUGAAUAAUAAGAAGUCACAUGAAGUUCAAUUGAUGUCAGAAUUAGUUUAUGGCAUAGCAAAAUAUUGUGGCUUAAGCCAGGUUAUUGACCUGGGCUCUGGUAAAGGCUACCUGAGCUCCUUCCUGUCACUGCAGUAUGGUUUGAAGGUUUAUGGAAUUGAUUCCUCAAAUACAAACACCCAUGGAGCUAAUGAAAGAAACAGGAAAUUGAAGAAACACUGGACAGCCUAUCAAAGAAGGGCAAGAGCCAAUGUCAGAGGCCACGUACUGGAAGAGAAAAAGGAAAGGCCAGAGCAAGAUAAAGAGAAAUGUAAAGCAAAUAGCAGUGAAAAUCUCUUAAGUACUAAUAACAGUCUUCAAAGUCAGGCCCAGGUGGCUGCUCCAGAUUCCAUUCUUUCUCAAACAGCUGAUGUUUUCACAGACUCUAAUAUAUGUAUUACUAACAAACAGUAUGAACUUCAUUCUGGGGCCCAGCUGCAGUCUGAUGAGAGCAACACUCCAGAAAAUGUGUUUCUUAAUAUUCUGCCUGCUGAUGCCGUAGAAGCUGACUCUUCACCCAGAAGUAAUUGCAGGGAGCUCUGUGAAGAGGAGAAAGAACGGAGAAAAAUGGCUUCCCUUAAAGCCAAAGCAAGCAGGUCAAAAGAAGCCAAUGUAUAUUCUCCAUUAACUUCAUACAUCACGGCAAACACAGAACUCCGCGAUAUUGUUCAAGAUCUGGAGGACUGUAUGCUUGUGGGCCUUCAUACUUGUGGUGAUCUUGCACCAAGCACCCUACGGCUUUUUAAUGCUAAGCCUGAAAUCAAGGCAGUUUGUAGUGUGGGUUGCUGCUACCAUCUGCUAUCAGAAGAACAUGAAAUUGAGAAAGAUGGUACUCAUAGAGUAUGGGGUUUCCCCUUGUGCCAAUAUUUAAAAGAAGAAGGUUGGUUCUGUGGACGUAACGCCAGAAUGGCAGCCUGUUUGGCUUUGGAGCGAGUUGCAGUUGGCCAAAUGCUGCCUACUGAAUCAUUGUUUUAUCGAGCUGUACUGCAGGUUAUUGUAGUAGAAGAAUAUGGAGUCAAAAGAAGUGAUCGUAAUAUUGGAAAAGUAUAUUCCAAAACAUCUUCCUUCCUGGAUUAUGUCAGGAAAUCUUUAAAAAAGCUUGAACUUGAUGAGUCAAAGAUUUCAGACAGCCGCGUAAUGGAGUACUUUGAAAAAUACAAGCACAGAAUGAAUGAGAUGGAAGCUUUUAAUAUGCUGAAAGUUGUCCUGGGACCUUGCAUAGAAGUACUGAUCCUUCUAGAUCGUCUCUGUUACCUUCAGGAACAGGACAACAUUGCCUGGUCUGGACUGGUAAAGCUUUUUGAUCCCAUAAAAUCCCCCAGAUGCUAUGCAGUUGUGUCUCUGAAGAAACGGGCGUUUCACAUGCAAGCAAACGGCUAAAUUGAUCCAGACUUCGUAACUGGUAUUACUGUUGUAUUUUGAGUUCAGUUUGUUUUCUACAGUUGUUCUAAAAUUAUUUUUAAAAUCUGUUGCUUUUUUUAAAUGUUUGGUAUAUUUAUGAUAAAUUCAUCAUUAGAAAAAUAAAAUAAAUCUAUUUUGUAUGCCUGAUUAUUCUAAAUUAUUAAUAAAACAGGAAACGUGAAACUUUAUCCUAGCUUUAUAUGUCAUGGGGAUGCUUCAUUUCUCUAUGAAAAAUAAGCAAACUGUAGGCCAGAAAACACAUAUUACAGAUUGUCCAUAAACAGAUCUCCCAAUUAAAAAUGUUAAGUUAGCUGUGUCUGUUUCUAUUUAGCCUUUUCUCACACAUUUUGUUCAGAUUAAUCUCCCCCAACCACUUUAUCCCCAGAAAUUACUCUUGGCAACUUCUUUAGUGGCACUGUUUAAUAAUUAUAACCAGUAUAAGUAUGGGCUAGCAGAAAGUUGGAUAAUUUCCUUCCUUCCAGCCAUCAAAUCUCAUUUUUGCAAUCCCAAAGCCCCCCCCCCCAAAAAAAAACCCUCAACUUUUUUUUAAGUUUCAGCACAAUUUGAGGGCAUUUUUGCCUGAAUGAUGCUCAGAAAAUUCCCAAAAGCUAUAGAAGUAUUCCUAAAAUUUCUAUUUUCACAGAAAUCCUUAAAGUUUCACCAUUUCUAAAGGAAUCUGAAGACAAUAGAAAAUAGAGCACUAUUGGUGUGGCCCAUGUGGCAGUUUGGGAGAAAUUGUCCCCUGACUCCUGUGUAGUUGCCUGUCCAUGCUUAAAAGAGUUGCACAUGGUCAGGGAAUCUGUUGUCUCAUCCUCAUUCUUUGCUUCUCAUCAGAGUCAGUGCCUACUUACUUAAUGCCGCCUCGGGUUGUUUGCCUAGUAAAUAGUUAUUAGUGCUUCAUUGCUAUUUGAUCUUCUCCUUACAUAUCCAUACCUCAUAGGGUUUUUGUGAAAAUUGAAUUAUAUGUAGCUAACAAGGACAAGUUUAACACUUAGUUGCAACAAUAAUUUUCCCCAAAGUAUUUAUAUUUGUUAGGGAGCUAUGGCCAAGCCCCAGUUUUUUGGUAUAUGCUCCCCUUCCACAGUGGUAUAUAUUAGCAGCCUGCAAAGUGUUUGUGUUCAUGUAUGUUUGUAUACACUAAAACAUAACUCUUGAAGACCUAAGUUCUCCAGUUUUUCUCUUCACUGAAUACACCCAUAUUGAUUGACCAGUGUUUAAAAUGCACUAUAUAAUAAUUUAAUCAGAUGUAAUGGUGUAACAUGGGUAUAGCUCAGUUAACGAUGGAGAUGUGUUCCUGGGAUUUGCUUCUUUAACAGAAACUUUGGUACCAGAAGUAGAAAUAACAUGGAAAGAAGACCUGUUCAACAUGUUUUAGCACAGAAACAAUGAAUUUCCACCAGACAGAAAGUAAGAAAAGGGAUGCUGGACUGGGCUCUGGUAAAAAAAAAAAAAAAAACUUUAUAAAAGGAAGCUGCUUUGUCAGAGGCUUCAUUAACAACGGUAUGCCUGUUUGGGUUUUUAAAUUUAAUUUGUGAAUAUGUUACCUUGAAGAACUAAGGGGGUAACUCAAAGUGGUAGAAAUAAUAUCUGAUGUUUUUAUAUUAUACUACCUUGGGGACCCGGUGGAGGACACUGGCAGGGUUUGGGCUACAUGAUCAUGUUGGUCACUAUAUCAUGCAUGUCAGUGGAGGGAAAGCUAUGGGUGUCUCCUGCUCAGUGAGAACUAUAGCUGUUUGUGGAGGUGGGAGGCUGUUUGUGCAAGUGGACACCUCCUCCACAUACACAUAUACACAUUUUUCACUUUUAUUAAGUGUAUAGAAGAUUUUAAAGUUUUAUAUUAUAUUUUAUAUUUUAAAUUUUUUUUUCAUAACAUAUUUGUAUGAAUGAUCUUUCAGACAUUCUCAAUAAAGACAUCUAAAGCGCACAUUUGUAAUUACACUACUCCCUAGGACUAAUGUUGCAUCCAUUCACCUUUUUUAACUCUCCUGAGAAAGAGUGAAGGGCGCUUUCUGAAAAUGUCGGGGAUCAGUAGUUUACCUUUUGAAUACAUGGGGAUACACUGUGUAAUAUUCUUUUUUUAAAAGCACAAUUUCAUCCACUUCCUCCCCCUCCCCCCUUUGCUUUGGGGAGAAAAUUGUUCCUAAAAACAGCUGUAGUUAGCCUUUCUGUACUGCUCCAGUAAUGAAUAGGAGAGUAGCAACAAGAAAAGUUAUAUCCAAAUGUUAGUACUAAUUGGUACAGGCCUACAGUGUAAAUGUGAUAAGUCGAUAGUUAAAUAAAUAGCAUUGAUUCAGUAGGUAUACUUUACUGGGGGCUAACAACUGGAUUUAGGUCAGUGCUGCUGGACAGCCUGGAUUUAGGUCAGUGCUGUUGGAUAGUAAAUGAAUAAAAUGUAUUUGUGUGAUCA